Messenger RNA from Pecten maximus, 1413 nucleotides. RefSeq names its product metallo-beta-lactamase domain-containing protein 1-like. The coding region runs from base 308 to 763 and encodes 151 amino acids. NCBI's taxonomy places the organism in Eukaryota, Metazoa, Mollusca, Bivalvia, Pectinida, Pectinidae. The record is from RefSeq and is a predicted model, not a curated record. The transcript has 6 exons.
UAGGUUUCAAGUUCCAGUUACUUCCAGAAAGUUGGGGAACAUCCAAAGAAAGGGGGAUCAGCAUCCUGUGAGCUUUACGAAGUGUUUGUUCUGGGCAGAUUUCACGAAAAAUAUCUCGGUUUGUGACAGGGAAGCUGUGACAUCAGCGCGUAGUCUAUGGCAUAAUUUCAAUAAUCAAGAGAUUCUGACACCAUUUCAAGUUUCGAUGAAGAAAUAAUCGAAUGACCAUCAAAACAUCUGGAUGAUGUGUUUUGUUUAAUGCAGGAUCCUAAGCUGGUGUUUAGCAUUGUGUAAGACUUCAGUCACAAUGUACGAGGUGAUCAUACUGAAGGAAGGCUACAGCCAGACUGAGGGACCAGGUCACCAGAAAGCAUGUGGCACCAUUACCUUGCUGAAAGGUCCAAAGAACAUCAUUGUAGAUACGGGAAAUCCAUGGGAUAAAGACCUAAUACUUAAAGGUCUAGAAGAUAAUGGUAUUCUGCCAUUUGAAGUUCGGUUCAUUGUGGGCACUAGUGCUCUGUCUGAUAAAGUUGGCAAUUUGAACCUGUUCACUGGGGCUAUCCAGAUCAUAGCUGGAAAAAUCUUCCAUCAUGAAAACUACUAUCUACAUGCAUUUCACCAGGGAAUUCCUUAUGAAAUUGAUGAUGAUGUAGAAGUCGUCCCCACUGCCGGCCACACAGGUUCUGACGUGUCUGUUAUUGUACGUAACACCAAACUGGGCACUGUGGCAGUCACAGGUAAAUAUGUUUCAUAUGUAAACUAGACAAUAGCAUGAUUAACAUAAUAAGGAAUAAAACUUGGUGAUGGUAUCCUAGCUUAAGUAAUUACAGAGAUGAACAUGGACCAAUCUACAAUGUAUUGUAAUAAAACUUGGUGGUGGUGUUCUAUCCUAAGUAAUUACUGAGAUGAACAUCGACCAAUCUACAAUGUAUUGUAAUAAAACUUGGUGAUGGUGUUGUAUCAUAAGUAUUUACUGAGAUGUAGAACAAGCCACUAUGUAUUAAAGGCAAAGCUAGCUAUACAAAGCGACUGACUUCUAACCACUAUUCCUUGCUUAAUUCUGUCACUCUGGUAUCUCGAUCAACAUUUAAAAUGGUCAAUUAAGAAAAUUAGAUUGACCUGAUUCAACCUAAAAGAUUAACUUCAUCACUCACUUCAACUUACUGGAUGUUGGUUUAAUAUUGGAUUUUCACCUUGGGAUUUAGUUAAACUUCAUAAACAAAAUCUGUUUUAUAGCUUUGUUCAUGAAGACAUAUGAUUUUUCAAUGCCGCUGAAAAGACAAGUUUAUGGUGUAAAGUUCUUGGUGCCAAUUGUUGAUUUGGAUUAAAUAAUAUUAUAUGAUGUACAAAACCAGUAUUGGUAAUAAAUUAAAUCCAUAUGGUUUGUACAUUUUGUAGGUCAGAAAAUAUUGU